Molecule: messenger RNA, 612 nt
Organism: Caenorhabditis angaria
Lineage: Eukaryota; Metazoa; Nematoda; Chromadorea; Rhabditida; Rhabditidae
Source: the annotation of a GenBank genome assembly
AUGAGGUGAGUCAUUUAAAAUUAUUUUUGGAAUUCAUUUUUCUGAAAUUCAGAAACCAGAAGCCUAAAUUUGAUGUAUGGCGAUUGGCUCAAUUAUCUUCAGCUCUUCAUAUUUUUCAAAUUGUAUGUAAAAUUAUAUUUUUUUCGAAAAAAUCAAAACAAUUAAUAUUUAGAUCGGAAGUCUAUCAAUUCUUGGUUUGAUAUCUACAGUAUCUCUCAAUUUUCCUCCAACUUAUGCUUCUUUUAUUAUUUGUUUCUUUUCUUCAACACUUUCUGCCAUUUUUUUGGUUUCCGAAGUUUGUGGUUUAACAAAAGUUCGAGAAUUUUCGGAUGAAUGGGUUUUUUGGGAAUCAACUUAUAUUUCAAGUUUCACAUUUUUCUAUUCUAUAAAUACAAUAACUGUUUUAUACAGCAGCAUUCGAUGGAAUCAUACUAAUUUUUGGUUUGCUUCGGUUUGUUUGUUAGAAAGUUGUUUCGAAAAAAAUAUAUAUUUCAGAUUGUUUCAAUUUUAGUUGCCAUUUCAUUUUAUGUUUCGCUCACACAAAUUGCACGGAAGAAUUUGGAGAAUUUGAAAAGAUCCGAGAUUCCGAAAAUUGUAUUGAGAAGAAAUUAA